AUGAUUGAUUUACCUUUUCCAUGUCGGAAUGAACAAUGUAUGAAUAAUAAUACAAAUACAAUUAAUACCGGUAAUUCUUCUAUGAAUACAAAUUCCUAUAAAGAUACUACUCUAAAUCCUAAUAUUCUACCUUUAUUAAAGCAUCAAUUACCUAGACAAGAAUUAAAUGAAUCAUAUACAAAGAAGAAAUGUCAAUAUCAACCUAAAUCAUCAUGUUCCAUUACAUCGAAUCAUUCAUUUAAAUUUAAUCAAGAUUAUAAUAAAAAUAAAUUAGACAAUGUAAUUGAACAUUCAACUAUUCAACAAAUAAAUAAUAAAUUAAAAUGUCAUUAUAUUCAAAAUAAAUUAGAUACAAUACAUAAUCCUAUUGUUUAUUAUUCUAAUUUAAUAACAAAUGAUCAAAAAUAUAAAAAUAUUUAUAAAACAUCAUGGAAUCAUCAAUAUAAACGAAUUUAUACAUUAAAAUCUAGAAAAUAUAAAAAGAAAAAAAUUUUAUUAAAAUCUACUAAUAAAUUUAAUAAAAAUAAUUUAAUUCAUUUAAAAUCAAAAUUAAUGAAAAAUGAAUAUUUUAAUAAAAAUUUACCAUAUAAAUCUAUAAAUCCUAUACAUAAAACUAAUCAAAUUAAAACAAGAAACAUAGAAAACUUUUUACAUCAAACAGUCCAUAUUACUACUAAUAAUAAUAAUAAUAGUAGUAAUAAUAAUAAUCAAGAUGGUGACAAUCUUCACAAUAAAAUUUUCGAAUCAAUCAAUACAAUAUAUAGUAACUAUGCAUUUAAUCCUUUUAAAACAUCUAUUACUAAUCAGAAUAAUAACUUUGAAAAUAAAAUCAAUGAUAUUUUAAAGCCUAUAACUUCAUCAAAUGAAAUUAAUCAAAUUGUUCAUUGUAGUAAUCUUCUUAAAAAGAAUAAUUAUUUAUCGUCUUCUUUAUCAUCAUCAUCAUCAUCCUCAUCGUCAGGAUCAUCGUCAAUAUUAACAUUACCACAUUUAUCACCAUUACCAAUAAAAUCUUUAUAUGAUAAUGAAAAAUUAUAUUUAAAACAAAAUAGUAUUAGAAAACAUUUUCAAAAAUUAACAAAUUCAAUAUUUAAUUAUAAUUAUACAUCGAAUCCGAUAUAUUCCAAUUCAUAUUAUUCAGUAAAUAAUGAUAAACCAUUAGAUUUACGUAAUCCAUUACAAAUUCACUUGAAUACUGUGUUAUAUAAAAAUUACAAUAAUAAUAGUAAUAAUAAUAAUAAUAGUAAUGAUAAGUUAUUUACUGAGAUCGAAAAGCUUGGCAAAUCAUAUUUAUCAAUGGGAAAUUUUAAUUCAAACGAAAUUUGGUCAACAAUCUUUACAUUAUUAAAUAGGAAACUGAAUCAAUUUUCUCAAAUUAAUCAAAGUAAGUUUCAUUUGAAUUCUUUUAAACUAAUCUAUAUGGUUAAUUGUUUUAUAUAA
This is a messenger RNA of Schistosoma curassoni, 1437 nucleotides long. NCBI's taxonomy places the organism in Eukaryota, Metazoa, Platyhelminthes, Trematoda, Strigeidida, Schistosomatidae. The record is from the annotation of a GenBank genome assembly.